Messenger RNA from Cadophora gregata, 2117 nucleotides. RefSeq lists its product as uncharacterized. The record is from RefSeq and is a predicted model, not a curated record. Lineage: Eukaryota; Fungi; Ascomycota; Leotiomycetes; Helotiales; Ploettnerulaceae. The transcript has 2 exons. Gene Ontology annotation, molecular function: carbohydrate binding; hydrolase activity, hydrolyzing O-glycosyl compounds. Gene Ontology annotation, biological process: carbohydrate metabolic process. The coding region runs from base 144 to 2117 and encodes 657 amino acids.
AAAACUCAACAGUUUCUCCAGUCUCACAGGAAAAGGGGCAAUUCGUCGUCUUUGUGUAUCAGUGGUCUGUUGACAUAUAAAGUCAGCAACUGCGCUACCUAACAGAAACAGCAUAUCCCACUUACGGAAAACGAACAAACGCAAUGUUCAUCAAGAAAGACAACUAUCUCGUGUAUCGGUAUGAUGCAGAGCAAGUAUGGAUCCAACCAUGGGGCAAAGAUGCAUUGCGUAUACGAGCAACAAAAAUGAGCGCCAUGCCAACAGAAGAUUGGGCUCUGCAAGAACCGGCUACAACGGCCCCGGAAAUAUCCAUCUCGGACAACGAAGCAACAAUUACUAACGGCAAAAUACACGCUCUUAUUUCCAAGCGAGGGAAAAUAAUGAUUUACAACUCGAAGAGAGAGUUGCUGCUAGAGGAAUACAUGCGAAACCGGAGGGAUGUGACGGAUCCAAAAUGCAGCGCUAUCGAGGUCGAAGCGAGAGAGUUCAAGCCAAACUUGGGAGGCGAUUAUCAUCUUACGAUGCGCUUGGAAUCAGUCAGUUCGAAAGAAAAAAUCUAUGGAAUGGGGCAGUAUCAGCAAGAUAGCUUGGAUCUGAAAGGUCAUGAUCUGGAACUUGCUCACCGGAACUCGCAAGCAAGUGUGCCUUUUGCUUUAUCGUCACUGGGUUAUGGAUUUCUGUGGAACAACCCUGGAAUUGGGCGGGCUGUGUUGGGGAAGAACAUUAUGAGUUUUGAGGCACACUCUACGAAAGCACUUGAUUACUGGGUUGUGGCCGGAGACUCACCAGCAGAUAUCGAGGAGGCAUAUGCCGAGGCCACAGGGAAAGUCCCAAUGAUGCCAGAGUAUGGACUUGGAUUCUGGCAAUGCAAAUUGAGAUAUCAAACCCAAGAAGAACUGCUAGGUAUUGCUAGAGAGUACAAGGCGAGGAAGUUACCUAUCGACUUGAUCGUGAUCGACUUCUUCCACUGGCCCAAGCAAGGAGAUUGGAGAUUUGAUGCCGACUAUUGGCCAGAUCCUGAUGCCAUGAUCAAAGAACUGAAAGAACUGAACAUCGAGUUGAUGGUUUCCAUUUGGCCAACUGUCGAUACCAGAUCCGAGAACUACGAAGAGAUGCUGGAGAAUGGCUACCUCAUUAGAACAGACCGCGGAAUGCGUAUCGGCAUGGAUUUCCAAGGCAACACCAUCCAUUACGAUGCUACCAAUCCCGAAGCACGCAAGUAUCUCUGGCAGAAAGCUCGAAAGAAUUACUACGACAAAGGCAUUAAGGUGUUCUGGCUGGAUGAAGCAGAGCCAGAAUACAGCAUGUACGAUUUCGACAACUACCGGUAUCAUCUGGGACCAAACGUGGCAAUCGGCAAUAUUUACCCUCGUGACUAUGCGAAGACAUUCUACGAGGGAAUGGAAGCUGCUGGCCAGAAAAAUAUCGUCAAUCUGCUGCGAUGUGCAUGGGCUGGAAGUCAAAAAUACGGAGCUCUUGUCUGGAGCGGAGACAUCGCCUCGUCCUGGUCCAGCCUGAGGAACCAACUCGCAGCUGGCUUAAACAUGGGCAUAGCAGGUAUUCCAUGGUGGACGACAGAUAUUGGCGGUUUCCACGGCGGUGAUCCUAACGAUGAAGCAUUCAGGGAAUUGUUUGUGAGAUGGUUCCAAUGGGGUGCUUUCUGUCCAGUCAUGCGACUACACGGAGACCGAGAGCCGAAACAACCUCAACAUGGUACAACUGGAGGAGCGACGUGUCUCUCUGGCGCGGCUAAUGAGGUCUGGUCGUAUGGUGAAGAGGUCUAUGGGAUUUGUAAGAAAUAUAUGUUUAUUCGGGAAGAGAUGAGAGAGUAUACCAGGAGAUUGAUGAAAGAAGCUCAUGAGAAAGGGACGCCUGUUAUGCGGCCCCUCUUCUAUUCUUUCCCAGAAGAUAAGAAGAGCUGGGAGGUAGAGGAUCAGUACAUGUUUGGGGACAAGUACCUCUGCUGCCCAAUUUUGGCUCCUGGACUGCGGAAGAGAGAAGUGUAUCUGCCAAAGGGGAGGGAGUGGAAGUCAUGGGGUGGGGAGAAGAAGUACAAAGGUGGCCAAUUCAUUGAAACGGAUUGUCCCAUUGAGACAAUGCCUGUUUUUGUUGGCUAA